Molecule: messenger RNA, 2346 nt
Organism: Gigantopelta aegis
Lineage: Eukaryota; Metazoa; Mollusca; Gastropoda; Neomphalida; Peltospiridae
Product: beta-1,3-galactosyl-O-glycosyl-glycoprotein beta-1,6-N-acetylglucosaminyltransferase 4-like
Exons: 4
Coding region: 288-1571 (427 amino acids)
Cellular component (GO): membrane
Molecular function (GO): acetylglucosaminyltransferase activity
Source: RefSeq, a predicted model, not a curated record
CUGCAGUCAUAAAUUUACUAACCCGCCGAGACGAAGUCGAGAAAAUAGACGUCUUGAAAACCCGUGUUUUGUGAGUAUAUAUUCUUCUUGGCAUCAGUAACAAGGCAGGCAGAUAGUGUUUCAGCCAGCAAAGAAGAAAUGUUUUGUGAUCGCGUUCAUUGACGUAGCCUACUUUUACAAUGUUUGGAACUAGUGUAAACUACAUCAGUACGUGCUGUAGCAGGAAAAAGAAGAAAACGUUUGGAACUCUGCUUACAGUGACGUAAAAAGAUCCCACAAGUUUGAAAAUGAAACUGCGAACUCUUUUUAAAAUACCAGUUCUGCUGUGUCUGGCUUCAGUAUUUGGAAUUCUCCAGUUAUACGUGUAUUUAAUACGUCCAGAAGUCACAGAAAAUCCAGACAAUAAACUUAAUGAAAUUGCUCAACAUUUGAAUCUCUUUGAUUCGGUAUGCUUGUUGGCUUUAGCAAAUGCAUCCAGCGCAAGCUAUUUCGUAGACAAAUACAGAAUAUCUCAAAUUAGAAACAAGACAAAUCAAAAGAAUGACCGUGAAGUAACAGAAAAUUGUACCGAAUUCUCCCGCCAUCUUACUUCCUUAGCUCACGUGACCGACCUCGAGCGUGACUUUCCAAUCGCCUUCAGCGUCCUCGUGUAUCGAGACCCACAGCAAGCUAUGCGACUCCUCCGCGCCAUUUGGCGGCCACAGAACGUCUACUGCAUCCACGUGGACACCGGGUCGCAGUUCGACGUCCUCACCUACAUCAUGUCCCGCGUCAGGUGUCUCGACAACGUGUUUCUAGCGCCCCGGAUGAUCGACGUCAGGUGGGGGACGUUCUCCGUGCUAGAGGCGGACCUGAUCUGUAUGGAGGCGCUGUACAAACACAAAACACGAUGGAAAUACUUCAUCAACCUCACAGGGCAGGAAUUUUCUCUUAAGACCAAUUAUGAGCUGGUGAAAAUAUUAAAACUGUACGCUGGAGGAAAUGACAUCUUUGGACAGGUUAAUAAAGUGAAUCCAUCCCGAAUAAGGAAGCUGGGUCCAGCUCCACACGGGAUCAAACCAGCCAAGGGUCCAAUCCACAUGGUGGCGUCACGGGGGUUCGUCGACUACGUUCUUCACAAUCAAACUGCUAAAGACUUCUUGGAGUGGGUCAGGCCGAUGAGGGUCCCGGAUGAAACGUACUUUACGUCACUUAACAAUAAUGCACACCUCCGCAUCCCCGGCUCGUUUACAGGCAGACUGGACAAAUCACGGCACCACAACUUCUACCUCGAUUCCCGACUGCGCUACAAGAUCUUUGUUUAUAAUAAAAGCUACCCCAAGUGCCACGGCAAAGCGCGUCACAGCGUCUGUCUCUUCGGUGUUGGUGAUCUACCCAGCCUCGUUGGAGCACCGCACAUUUUCGCCAACAAGUUUCUGUACGGGUAUCAGCAGUUUGCGUACGACUGUUUAGAAAGAUGGAUUUUCAAGAAAAUGGAAGCCGAGAAACACGGCCAGUUAGAUUUCGACGUUUCACCAUAUAGCAACAUUUACUUUAUGAAUAACUGCUACUGUGAACAGCAGCACAGGUAGUGUCAUUUUGUUCAAUAAGACUCAGAAAUUAUCAACGGGUUACACAAGGAAUGGAUGAAGUGUUUGACGACACCCCCAGAACAUAUUUAACGAUUGUAACAUACGGUAAUUGUGUUCCUACCCAGGACAGGCGUGCGCUACAACAACUUGCUCUGAAUGUGCACGAUAAACUCUCUGUCCUGACCUGACCUGGUAAUUGUGUCACUUGCUUUUGAAUGAAAUAGGAAAACGACUGCUGACAUUUACGUUAAGUAUAGCCGAUUAACGUGUGGGGUGGGGGGGGGGGGGGGGGGGGGGAGGGGGUAAUCCAAUCUCUAAUUUGUUUACUCAAAGGAAAGGAAUAUUAAUGCAACAUAUUAUGAGAGAGAGAGAGAGAGAGAGAGAGAGAGAGAGAGAGAGAGAGAGAGAGAGAGAUAGAUUAUGAGGUCAUUUCUAAAAAGGUCCCAAUAAUGCCAUAUUUGUUUAAAGCUGCAGUGUCUAGUUACCAAAUUACUGUCGCGAUAACGGCUUACUACCGAAAAAGCAGCACGGAUCUUGUAUAUGCAAUUUCACAUACACAGGGCAGCACAUACCUUGGUCUUCAAUGUGACAGUCACAGGUUGGGACCACUGAAGGUGACCAGUUAACCCAUUACACCUCGGGCCUACUUCUUUAAUGAAGCGUCAUACUAAUAGUCGUAGUACUAAUAAUGAAAAUGUAAAUACACGGAGUUAAAAACAGGCUGCUGUUUUUGGAGUUGGUGAUAAUAAUAAAUACGAGCGAGGAAGAAACAAUA